Lynx canadensis (Canada lynx) is the source of this 1956-nucleotide messenger RNA. It is a transcript of the gene SCCPDH, whose product is annotated as saccharopine dehydrogenase (putative). The transcript has 11 exons. Gene Ontology annotation, cellular component: mitochondrion; lipid droplet; plasma membrane. NCBI's taxonomy places the organism in Eukaryota, Metazoa, Chordata, Mammalia, Carnivora, Felidae. Gene Ontology annotation, biological process: glycolipid biosynthetic process. The record is from RefSeq and is a predicted model, not a curated record. The coding region runs from base 403 to 1437 and encodes 344 amino acids.
GGGUUUUCUGGCAGAAGGGCGGCUGUGCAAACACCCAUCUUCCAGGCCCUGGAUUAAAAGCAUCACCUUAUUUCAGUUUGCACGCAUCCCAGGAGGCAGAUCUUAUAUCCCCAUCGUAAAGGUGAAGAAACUGAGUUUCAGUGACCUCCCCAGGAUACACAAUUAGCGAGUGGCUGAGCCAGACUUGAACCCGGGCCUCCUGGCUCUUACACCCAGCAGGAGACCGCCCUCCUGGUGAAGCUGGAGGUCAGAGAAGUUAAGUGACUCGUCCACGGUCACCUCAACAGUAGCUGGCUGAGCUGGGAUUUGAACACAGGUCGCUCUACCUCAUGGUUUCGGGGACUCCCUUCACACCUGGCAGCCUGUUCCGGGGAAUUUCGUUUUUUCUGGAUUAGAGCAAACAUGAGUGACACAUCCGAAGAAUCAGGCCUCUUGGCUGCCCUCAAUUUGUAUCGAUUUUACGGAGAACCUGUAGUAAAAGCGUGUGUUGAAAAUGGAACGAGCUGUAUUGACAUCUGUGGAGAACCUCAGUUUCUGGAACUAAUGUAUUGGAAGUAUCACGAGAAAGCUGCAGAAAAGGGAGCUUAUAUCAUUGGAAGCAGUGGCUUUGAUUCCAUUCCAGCAGACCUGGGAGUGAUAUAUACCAAAAACAAGAUGAAUGGUACACUGACAGCUGUGGAAAGUUUCCUGACUAUACAUUCUGGACCUGAGGGGUUGUGUAUUCACGAUGGUACCUGGAAGUCAGCAGUUUACGGUUUUGGAGAUCAGAGUAAUUUGAAAAAACUACGAAAUGAAGCAAAUCUGAAACCCGUCCCAAUUAUUGGUCCGAAAUUGAAAAGAAGGUGGCCACUUUCCUACUGCAGAGAACUCAGCAGCUACUCGGUCCCUUUCCUGGGAGCGGAUGUGUCUGUUGUGAGGCGGACCCAGCGCUACCUGCACGAGAACUUGGAGCAGUCUCCCGUUCAGUACGCUGCUUAUAUAAAUAUGGGAGGCAUCACCUCUGUCAUUAAGCUGAUGUUUGCGGGACUUUUCUUUUUAUUCUUUGUGAGGUUUGGCAUUGGAAGGCAACUUCUCAUAAAGUUCCCAUGGCUCUUCUCCUUUGGUUAUUUUUCAAAACAAGGCCCAACACAAAAACAGAUGGAUGGCUCAUCGUUUACAUUGAGGUUCUUUGGUCAAGGAUACAGCCAAGGCUUUGGUCCCGAGAAGGGCAAACCAAAUACGAGAAUUUGUACUCAGGUGAAAGGACCAGAGCCUGGCUAUGUGGCUACCCCCAUAGCCAUGGUCCAGGCAGCUAUGACUCUUCUAAAUGACGCCUCUGAUCUUCCUAGCAUGGGCGGGGUCUUCACCCCAGGAGCCGCCUUCUUCAGAACAAAGUUGAUUGACAGACUCAACCAACGUGGCAUGGAAUUUAGCGUCAUCAGCAGCUCUGAAGUCUAGACGUUGGAAGAAUUGACUGAAGGCAGGACAUGCAUGAAUUCAUGGCUUUUUUGUUUGAAAUUUGAAACGCUACACGUGAAAAAGUUGUCAGAUCUAAAAUACGUGCACAUUAAAAGCAGGAAAUUGUACUAGCUUGCCCUAAAUUUCAAAUCUUUGUUGACUUUGUGAUUUUAUUGCUCGUGGAACAGAACCGAUAUUGGACUUCUUCAUCGAAGAGUUCAUCGUCAAUGCUUAUAAGUCAGCUGGCGGACUAAAGGGUGGGGGGGUGUCUUGAUCUGUGUUGCCGACAGACUCCCGAUGAGGCACUCGGGCUGGUGUUCCUGUAAGGCAGUAACUGCUAUUUUCCUCACCUUGAUUUUGAGUGGGAUCUCCCCUUCUGACGAGUGUCUCUACGUAUUGUUUGGGCCUUUGCCAAAGGAAAACGCACUUUUUGCUAUGUUAGCCUAGUUUCUCGCCCAUCCACACUAACUGAGUUUUUGACCAUUACCUAAGUUGAAUAAUAAAGGGUUGUCGAUGGAA